Molecule: messenger RNA, 122 nt
Organism: Ambispora leptoticha
Lineage: Eukaryota; Fungi; Glomeromycota; Glomeromycetes; Archaeosporales; Ambisporaceae
Source: the annotation of a GenBank genome assembly
AUGGAACGUUACUUUGACGGGUACCAGUUUUUUCAAUUUGCUGAGGUCCCACCCGUCUUAAAUACCAAUACUUGUCCUGAAUAUUUUCAACGUGUUCGAGAUGCAGCAACAGGAGAAACAGG